Racocetra fulgida is the source of this 494-nucleotide messenger RNA. The record is from the annotation of a GenBank genome assembly. NCBI's taxonomy places the organism in Eukaryota, Fungi, Glomeromycota, Glomeromycetes, Diversisporales, Gigasporaceae.
AUGAAUUUAUUGUUAAGUGAGUUCGUUGGUGACGUGUUAGCUACGCAUACUGAUCGUAAUUUGAAAUCAAGAAAAGAAGUGCUAUGGAAAUUAACGAUUGAACUUUUAGAGGCGUUUAGUUUACCUGAACCAACCAAUCAUCCUUUAUUUUCCAAUACAUCUCAGAAUUAUGACGAAGGAUUUUAUAGACUUUUUGCUUGCUAUAAUAUUGGCAUAGAAAGGCUUUAUAACAUUUAUAGGCAGGAUAUAGAGAAGACAGUCGAGCGUGAUACAGCCGGUAGGCGUGCACGUAACAUAAUAAUUGAAACUGUAGCUCAGCAAAAACAGCGAGAGCUAGAAAAAAAGCAGUCAGGAAAAAAAAGAACAAAUAAAGCGGUGGAUAAUUCGCAAAUAGAACCUGAUAAAAAAAUAAAAAAACGAAAAAUCUCUAAAAAUACCAAUGAAGACAUUGGUAAUAAUGAAGAACUUAAUCCGGGUGCCCAGUAUCAAGAUGA